This is a messenger RNA of Mesocricetus auratus (golden hamster), 3736 nucleotides long. RefSeq names its product interleukin 2 receptor subunit beta (gene Il2rb). Gene Ontology annotation, cellular component: external side of plasma membrane; membrane. The transcript has 10 exons. Gene Ontology annotation, molecular function: cytokine receptor activity; protein binding. Gene Ontology annotation, biological process: cytokine-mediated signaling pathway; immunoglobulin mediated immune response. Bases 142 to 1746 code for a protein of 534 amino acids. The record is from RefSeq and is a predicted model, not a curated record. NCBI's taxonomy places the organism in Eukaryota, Metazoa, Chordata, Mammalia, Rodentia, Cricetidae.
GGCCUAGCUGCUGUCUGCUAUCUAAGCUGCGGAGCAGGAGAUGGCCGUGGACCCAGUCUCCAGGCAGCCUGCAGGGAGCUUACCACCUCAACUCCAUGUCGCAGCCAGGGCUUCUGUCCUCAGCUCUGCAGCGUGGAUGUGAUGGCUGCCACAGCUCUGCCCCAGCGCCUGUCCCUCUACAUCCUCCUCCUGCCCUUGGCUACACCUUGGGUGUCUGCAGCAGCUAACGACUGUCCCCAUCUCAAAUGCUUCUACAACUCGAGAGCCAAUGUCUCCUGCAUGUGGAGCCCAGAAGAGGCCAUUCAGGGCAUGUCUUGCCACAUCCAAGUCAAGUCAAACAUCCGGACUUGGAACAAAACCUGUGAUCUAUUUCUUGUGAAGCAGGCAUCCUGGGCUUGCAACCUGAUCCUUGGGCCUCCAGAUUCCCAGCCACUGAACUCUGUAGACUUCUUCAACAUGACCAUGGAGUGCCAGGAAGGGAAGGGCUGGCGCAGAGUGAGGACCUGCAACUUUCAUCCCUUUGAGAACCUUCGCCUGAUGGCACCUCAUUCACUCCAAGUCCUCCACAUUGAGACCCAGAGAUGCAACAUAAGCUGGGAGGUCUCCCAGGUCUCUCACUACGUUGAUAAAGACUUGGAAUUCGAGGUCCGCAUGCGUUCCCUGGGCCACAGCUGGAAGGAUGCUCCCCUGCUAAGCCUCAAGCAGCGACAGCAAUGGAUUCACCUGGAGACGCUCACUCCUGAUACCUCAUAUGAGCUCCAGGUGCGAGUAUUGGCCCAACGAGGUGACCACAGGACCUGGAGCCCCUGGAGCCAGCCCCUGGCCUUUCGGACAAGGCCAGCAGGUCCCUGGAGGGAGACCCUACCCCUGCUGUGGCUCAGACACCUUCUCCUGAUCCUUGGCUGUCUUUUUGGCUUCUUGCUGUGUGUCUACGUUUUGGUCAAGUGCCAGUACCUUGGCCCAUGGCUGAAGACAGUUCUCAAGUGCCACGUCCCAGACCCCUCUGAGUUCUUCUCCCAGCACGGAGGAGACCUUCAGAAAUGGCUCUCCUCGCCCUUCCCCUCAUCCUCCUUCAGCCCCACUGGCUCUGCACCUGAGAUCUCUCCCCUGGAGGUGCUGGACGGAGACACCAAAGCCAUGCAGCUGUUGCUGCUACAGCGGGACACAGCCCCCUCCCCCUCGCCCAGCGGUCACUCGCAGGCCAGCUGCUUUACCAACCAAGGCUACUUCUUCUUCCAUCUGCCCAACGCCUUAGAGAUUGAGCCCUGCCAAGUGUACUUCACCUACGACCCCUGCAUGGAAGAGGACGUGGAGGAGGACGGGCCAGGCCCGCCCCAGGGAUCUCCCCUCCCGUCUCUGCUGCCCCUGGCUGGGGAAGAGGAUGAGUACUGUGAACUCCCACCCAGGGAUGACAUGCUGCUCUUCUCCCCCAGCCUGAGCUCCCCCGAUUCUGCCUCUGGGGGGGUUGUAGUCCCUGAAGAAAAGCCUCCCCUGUCCCCUCAGGAGGAACUGCCCCUGCUACCAUCCCCUGACCUGAUGGGCUCGCCGUGCCCUCCGGAGCUGGUGCUGGGAGGUGAUGGAGAGGGGCUGUGUGCUCAUGGCUCAGGGGAACAGGCCGAUGUCCCCGAAGAUAGCCCUUGUGGGCAAGCUCAGGACAGGGCCCUGGCCUCUGUCCUGUCUCUCAACACGGAUGCCUACCUGUCUCUUCAAGAACUGCAGGCCCAAGAUCCAGCCCACCUGGUAUAGACAGGUGGCCAGGAUUGGGAGCCAGUUGCCUAGGUCAGGUCAGGCUUGAGGGGGGCCGGCUGAGGACAGUUCCUAGUCACCUGCACCCCGACACUUCUGAGCUCCACUUACUGCUCCCUGGCCCAGCCAGGACCUGGGGUGUGGAGGGGUAGUCAGCUCGUCUUCCCUGUUUAGCCAUGAGGGCACUGGUUUCCUGGACCUGCUGUACUCACUCCUGCUCCCCAUCACAGGGCAGCCGGUACCUCUUCCAUCACUGAGCUUGCUGUGGCUCCCUACUGCCCUCUGUACCAUUUCCUGUCCCAACUUUUGUCCCGCCAGCGCUGCUGAGGGACAGCUGUCCUCAGGGUGUGAUGUGGCUGCCACUGUCUUAAUCAGAACAGCUGUGUCUGCCCAAACUGAGAGACUGGAUGUGGCCUGCUGACUGCUGACAUUCCCUCAUAGAAGGAGAGGAUGGGAAGGGUCAUCAGACUGUCACCGGAGAGCCCAGCCUCUCUCCUGCACCCCAUCCCAGCUAAGUGUAAUUCCGCCCCUGGUGCGUGUGUUCCUGGAAGAUGCUGGCAUAUUCUGCCCCUGGUCCUGUGUUCCUGGAAGAUGCUGGCAUAUGCAGAAGGGGGAGGAUUGGCUGACGUGAGGGCUCCAUCCAUGUGGCUAUGGGGACAUCAUCACCUAUUCUGGGGGCGGGUUUCUGCGAUACAGCUGUUUGGGAGUCACCUCUAUUCCUGUAAGUAAGCCUAGACGCCUCAAAGGUUCUUCAAGCUGGACUUGAGUGGAUUCACGCCUUUCAUGCCAUAUGUGGGAGAAGUAGAUAUUUGUUCAUGUGCCCCCUCCCCUCAAAAGGCUCACACAGCAAGCAUUGUGUCAGCACUGCCCUUUGUGGAACCCUCACAAGCAUCCCAGGGGGUCUCCUGGCGUCCCCUCUUGACUCACACCUAUUCAGACACUAUUCCGUUGUCCUCACCUAGGUGACAAACACCCCUCAUCUUGUCCUGUAAGCCCUGCUUCUAAGGGCGGUGCUGCUUCCUUAAUGCAUCCAAAUGUCUCCAGUCCAUACUAGGAGAUGAUGGGGCAGCUCCUGACCUAUCUUCCUUCUUUGGAGUUACUCCCUGACCUCACAGUGACAGGUUCAGUGUGGACACAGAUACUGGCGUAGCAGCGGCUGCUGGAUCUACCCACGCCCACCUCACCAGUUUGUGAGGGAGCCUGCUGGAAUGUGAGCUCCGAGCCCCAGCAGUCCAGGCAGGGAUGGCAUGCCUGGGUGUGCCGUCUCACCCUCAGAAGAGAGCAUUGCUCUCCACAGGCAGCUCCUCCAGCACAGAGCCUCCGUGUCUGCCACUGUCCCAGGGUUGAUGGCACCGUAGGGAUAGAUCCCACAUCCUAAGGGAAGCAGAAACUCAAAACUAACGGAUGCCCUACCUGUCCCAUGGUUCCAGCUCACUACUCAUUGGUUGUCUGGACAGACCACAGGCCCACAGGCUGGGCCUGAUCUAACAAUCAGAUUGUCUCUUGACCGUAUGUCCUGAGAGCAGGUGCUUGCAGCAAGGCCCCCAGGCUUAGCCAGAAGAUAUGAGGCGAUAGAGAGGACCUUCAGGGCUCAUGCAAGAGUUUUCCUGCCCGGCAGGGGUCAGAAGGCCGGCUUCCUUCUGUGUGAAACCCCACCCAUCCCCUCCUGCCACAGAAUGCUGUCUGUGGCCAUCCCCUCUGUCUCAACCAUGGACCAGACCCAAAUUCUAUACCCACACUCUGGACUGUGUACCCUGGGCAAAUGUAAAACUUUGGAAUCGAACUUAUUUUUACUGUCUGAAGAGUUGUGGGGAGGAUUUGGCUUUCUCUCUUUUAAAGAUCUGUGUAUGCCAUCUUUGUAAUUUCUCCUGAGAAGUUUUAAAACUGAUUGGUUUUUUCUAAAUACACUUAUUUAAAGAUUUUUCAUCAUAUGGCUUCUGUGGCUGGAAGACCCAAUCUUUCUAUUAAUAAAAUAUGAUUGUAAAAAGCA